Messenger RNA from Penicillium atrosanguineum, 3822 nucleotides. Its product is annotated as non-ribosomal peptide synthetase. The transcript has a single exon. The record is from RefSeq and is a predicted model, not a curated record. Lineage: Eukaryota; Fungi; Ascomycota; Eurotiomycetes; Eurotiales; Aspergillaceae. Bases 1 to 3822 code for a protein of 1273 amino acids.
AUGACCAUCAUCGACACCAGGCUGGACCUGCCGUCGCUGUUCAAGAAGCAGGUCCUGGCGACUCCCGAUGCCCUGGCGUUAGAGGAUGAGAAAACCACAUAUACCUAUGCCGAGCUUGACAAGGAAGUCGAGGAUCUGUCCAUUCGGCUGCGGCUCCGCGGGGUCGGCCGAGACACUCUCGUUGGAGUGUUGUUGCCUCGGAGCGCGCACUAUGUGAUUGCGUGCCUGGCAGCUCUUCGUGCGGGAGGUGCAUUUUUAGUCCUGGAGCUUGCCUAUCCCCCGCAGCUCCUCGCUGAUGUCAUUGAGGAUGCGAAGCCCGCUGUCGUGAUCACCCACCAAGCAGAGGCUGGUAAGGUGCAGUCCGACUGCCCUGUCAUCUCCCUGGACUUGGCGACCCCCGAAGAAAGCUACAAUACCUCAGAACUGCCCCCGUUGCCGGCUGAGGACGAUUUGGACCGAUUGGCGUUUGUCUCCUACUCCUCGGGCACCACCGGCAAGCCCAAGGGGAUCGCCAACCCCCAGAGAGCCCCGGUGCUUUCAUACGACCUACGAUUCGCGGUACAAGAUUUGCAGCCUGGAGACCGAGUAGCUUGCAAUGUCUUCUUCAUCUGGGAAAUGCUGCGUCCCCUAUUUAGAGGUGCCACGGUUGUUUGUGUUCCCGACGAAGUCAGCUACGACCCCGCCGCGCUAGUCGACUUGCUCGAAGCCAAGAAGAUUACCGAUACUCUCAUGACCCCCACCCUACUUGCCACCGUUCUUGCGCGCUACCCACGAAUUGCGACUCGUCUUCCCAAAUUGCGAACCCUCUGGCUCAAUGGCGAAGUUGUAACCGCCGAUCUUGCUCGCCGCGGCAUCGGCACUUUGCCCAACACCCGCUUCCUCAACUGCUACAGUGCAUGCGAAACACAUGAAAUUGCAUGCGGUGAUAUCCGCGAUCUAAUUGAUACGGAGUCUAAUUACUGUGCUGUUGGUCCGCCUCUCGUUCCAACGUAUAUUCUCAACGAGAACGCGGAGGAAGUGGAAGUGGGUACUGCGGGUGAGCUAUAUGUUGGAGGAGACCUGCUGGCUCGGGGAUAUCUCAACCUUCCGGAGACGACUGCCAAGGCCUUCGUUCCCAACAAAUUUGAUACCAAGCCCGAUGCGCUCAUGUACAGGACCGGCGAUUUGGCACGCAAGCUAGAGUCAGGACAUCUCGAGAUCACCGGCCGAGUGGGUGCCAUGAUUAAGAUUCGUGGGUAUUCAGUGGUCCCAGCCAAGGUGGAGAGUGAAAUCUACCAGCACUUGGCCGUCAGUCAUUGCGCCGUCACUGCUCAUGGCGACGGUCUCGAUCGUCAGUUGUGUGCCUACGUCGUGGCCGCUGAGAAGGAUGCAUCGGACGCUCGGCCAGUGGUCGAGAUCAACGAAUCUGGACACAGCCCCUCCGCUCGUCGCGUUCUCGAGCCUCAUCUCGCUCACUACAUGCUUCCGUCUAUGUGGGUUGUCAUGAAGGAACUGCCCACCCAUGAAGUCUCUGGAAAGGUCGAUCUCAAGAGUCUUACUCCCCCCCGCACCCCCAGCCCCAUCGGCGAUCGCGUGGCGGAGAAAGAUCCAAUUGGUAUCGAUGAUAUCGCUGCCAUCUGGGCAACUGUCUUGAAGACUACAAAGUCUAGUCUGAAGCCUGAGGACAACUUCUUCGACCUUGGCGGUCACUCCUUGUCGCUGGCAGACCUUGCUGGCCGAAUGUCUCGUCAUUUCGGCUUCCGUGUCGCUAUUCCUCGACUCGCAGAGAAUGUCACACUCGCUGGUCAAUUAGACACUGUGCGUGCGGUCCGAGAUGGCCACACUGCCGCCGUGCAAGCAGAUCUUCCCGCCGUCUUGCUCGCGGAUGCCACCCUUGACGAGGACAUCAAGCCCCCAACGAAUGCUUCACUCAAGUCGAUUGCCUCGGCUGAUACCGUGUUGUUGACCGGUGUAACUGGUUUCCUUGGUGCUUUCCUGCUCAGCGAUUUGCUAGAAAACACUUCGGCCAAGAUCAUCUGUAUGGUUCGUUUCAAGGAUCCGGAAGUGGAUGACCAGGCUGGAGGUGUGGCUCGUAUUCGCCGCAACCUUCUCGACUUUGGUCUUUGGCGAGACUCGAUCAUGGAGCGUGUCGAGGUCCUUCCUGGUAAUCUGUCGAGUCCUCACUUCGGUUUGUCGCCUGAGGCAUAUGAUGAAAUCGCUGGCCGUGUCCAGGUCAUCGUCCAUGCUGGAGCUACUGUCAAUCUUGUUUACCCAUACGCAGCGCUGCGUGCUGCCAAUGUUGGAGGAACUCGUGAGAUUCUUCGUCUUGCAUCUAAGAGCGGUGCGACUGUCCAAUAUGUUUCCACAAACGGUGUCUUGCCUCCUUCUGAAGAGAAGGGUUGGCCUGAAAGCACAAUUAUUGAUGUUGAGGACGUCCCUACCAAACUUGCCGAUGGCUACGGUCAAACCAAGUGGGUUGCCGAGCAGCUUGUCCUCAAGGCUGGUGAGCGGGGAUUGCCAGUCAAGAUUCAUCGUUGCGGUACCAUCAGUGGCCACAGUCUCACUGGUUCAGCCAAUGCAUGGGAUCUGCUGACUGCGUUGAUCGUCGAGUCUAUCAGACUUGGCUAUGCCCCUGACGUCGAAGGCUGGAGAGCAGAGAUGACUCCUGUUGACUUUGUGAGCAAGAGUAUCGUCCACCUCGCCACACAGACACAGGCAAACCAGACGAUGUUCCACCUGGGAGACCCCGAUCCGGUUAACAUUCGAUCCGUUUUCGAGAACCUGAACACGCUUGGGUAUCCCACCAAGCCUCUCCCCUGGGAUGAGUGGGUAGCUCUCUGGUCCGAAAAGCGCGGUCUCGCCAAGGGUGGAGAUGGUUCAUUCACUGUCGACAUUCUUCGCAGUGGCAUGCCGACCGUGGAGUUCCUGCGCGGAAUUGUCGUCCUCGACAACUCCCUGACUAGACCCUUCCGAUCGGUAGUUGAGCGACCCAAGGUGGAUGCCCUGCUGCUCGAGACAUACACUCGUCACUGGUUCGCUCGAGGAUGGCUUCCCCGAGCACCCAUUCGCCAGCAAGCUCUUGCUCCUAAGCCCAUCGUUCGAGGACCUCUGAGCGGAAAGGUCGCUGUCGUGACUGGCGCGUCCUCAGGCAUUGGCGCAGCUGUCGCUUCUGCCCUGGCGAAGGCAGGGUGUGCCGUUGCUCUGGGUGCUCGCCGCCUGGACGCUUUGGAAUCCGUCAAGCGCCAGGUUGAUGUCCACGGUGUCAAGUGCGUUAUUCGAUCCACUGAUGUCACCAGCAAGACGCAGACCGAAGAUCUUGUCAAGGCAGCCAGCGAAGAGCUUGGCCCCGUCGACAUCCUCGUCUCAUGCGCUGGUGUGAUGUACUUCGAGAUGAUGAAGAACACCAACUUCGACGAGUGGGAACGCACUGUUGACGUCAACUGCAAGGGUCUCCUGAAUGCCCUCGGAACUACCGUGCCCGGCAUGCUUGAGCGUGGCAGCGGUCAUAUCGUCGCUAUCUCCUCGGAUGCCGGACGCAAGGUCUUCCCCGGUCUGGGUGUCUACUCAGCCAGUAAGUUCUUCGUCGAGGCUACACUCCAGGCAUUGCGUCUCGAGACCGCCGGUGCUGGCUUGCGCGUGACUGCCAUCCAGCCUGGUAACACAGCCACUCCAUUGUUGAACAUGUCGACGGAUACAGAAGCUGUUAAGAAGUUCGGAGAGCCCUCUGGUGCGAAAAUCCUUGAGCCGUCCGAUGUGGCGAAUUCGAUUGUUCAUGCUCUUUGCCAACCAGAAUACGUCUCUGUCAAUGAGAUUCUGGUUGAGCCUCGUGAUGAACCUAUUUGA